ACAUUCAAGAAGCACAGUUUCCUUCCUCUGUGUCUCUUGAAUCUGAGAUAGGAUAGCUUCUUCCAAUACAUUCUAUUGGCUACCCAUUUCAGAUUUAGUGAUACCCAUUUUGAAGAUUUAUUGAUAUAGAUCAGGAGCAUAAUGGGUUUUGGUGCAGUGAUAUGGGUGGCCAUUGUAGCCAUUUAUUUGGGCAGUGUGAUGAUGGUGUCUGCAGCAGCAGGAUACGGAUAUGGUUAUGAUGCCAUGCAGGACUACAAAAUGUUGCCAACGAACCAAAAAGGGCAGCAGAGAGCUCUGUGCUAUGCCAAGAAUAGCAGGUGCCUGUUGAAGAUCUUGAGUUGCCCUAUUGAAUGCCCCCACAGGAAACCCAGAAAGGCCAGGAAAGUCAAGGCCUGCAUGAUUGAUUGCAGCAACAAAUGUGAGACUACAUGCAAAUUUAGGAAGCGCAACUGUAAGGGUUAUGGAGCUGUAUGCUAUGACCCACGCUUUGUAGGUGGUGAUGGUGUGAUGUUCUAUUUCCAUGGUGCUAAAGAUAAGGACUUUGCUCUCCUCUCUGACCACCACCUUCACAUCAAUGCCCACUUUAUUGGGACAAAACCUGAAGGACGUGAACGCCCCUACACUUGGGUCCAAGCACUAGCUCUCAAGUUCAAGUCCCAUACUUUCACAAUAACUGCCAAAAGGUCCUCCAAAAGGGAUGAAAACCUUGAACAUCUAAUAUUCACCUUUGAUGGAGAGGCCUUUACAAUUCCAGAAGAAGAUCUUGUUACAUGGACCCCUCCAGCACUUGGCCCAACCACCAUGACAAUUGAGCGUAUUGAGGAAACCAACAGUGUCAACAUCAUUGUGCCAGGGAUUGUUGAAGUAUUUGUGAGUGUGGCACCUAUCUUAGAAAAAGAAAACCUCAUGCACAACUACCAACUACCCAGUGAUGAUGUGUUUGCUCACCUCGAAAUGCAAUUCAAGUUCUUUAAUCUCUCCUCUGAAGUGGAAGGUGUGCUUGGUCAAACUUAUAGACCUGGAUUUAACAACCCUGUGAAGAGGGGUGUCCCUAUGCCUAUCAUGGGUGGUGAAGACAAAUAUGCUACAUCUUCCUUAUUAUCCACUGAUUGCAAAUACUGCAAAUAUUCUUCAAUGUCUUCAUAUGAGGGCUUGAUUGUAAAUGGGAUGGAUACAUUUAAGGUAGAGUGUUCUAGCAAAAGUGGAAAUGGGGGCAUGGUGUGUCGAAGGUAA
Molecule: messenger RNA, 1233 nt
Organism: Cryptomeria japonica (Japanese cedar)
Lineage: Eukaryota; Viridiplantae; Streptophyta; Pinopsida; Cupressales; Cupressaceae
Exons: 3
Coding region: 142-1233 (363 amino acids)
Source: RefSeq, a predicted model, not a curated record